AUCGUAUAUACAGACUAUAAAAAAAACAUCAACUAGAGCAACAAUAAUAACAACAAGUGCAGCUGGUUUGUUGUUUCGUUUGCUCUUAUCAAUCGGAGAGCUGCAAAGUUGCGUGUCAAAGAAAGUUGAGUGUUUUGAUAUUCAAGAUUGCAGGACAAUUCACUCCGAAUAGUUUAUAUUCGAGAUUGGAGUGGUGAUCAUGUCGCUGGCCUUGGUAUUGACCAGGACAAUGAAAGCCAGUCGUAGUGCUUUAGUUCUUCUACUUCUGUGUGGCCUUAUAUUAUCAGGGCUGCCAUAUCUGGAUGCUCUUGAAGAAGGUGACGCUUGUACGGUUAAGAGUGAUCUGGCGGGCAUUUGUAGAGCCUCGUCGAAAUGCGAACCCAUCGUUGAUAAAUAUUUCAAGUCUGGCAGACUGACCAUUCUUGAUAUUCCCAGCUGCGGCCUGGGAACGCAUGAGGAGAUUGUUUGCUGUCCGCAUGAGCUAGGCACAAGUCAGGUCGCCAGCACCACAACCAGCACCACAACCAGCACAUCGACAACAACAAGGAGAACAACAACCACAACAAGGAGAGCGACAACAACAACAACAAGGAGACCUACAACACCAACCACAUCGAAAUUGAAUCAAGAGUCGCCUUACUUUGAUUUCUCGCAGCUUCUCAACGGGAAGCCAACCAAACGUCCAUCCCAAGACCAUGUGCCAUCUAAUAGCAAUGCCAAUGGGCCAGAAAUGAAUCCAUCCCAACAGCUUCCACAGCCAUCGCCACCUCUGGAGCCCACUUGGCGGAGCACGGAUGGGUUUCAGAGCGUUGGUCCCAUGGGACCAGCGCCCAGUGUGGGUCGACAGUCGAGAAUAAUUAACCGACCGCAGUCCUUAAGGUGGCCGGAAAGACCAGGACGUCGAUCACAAUCAAUGGUAAUGCCAGGACGGGAUUCGGGCGAUCUUAUACAGCUGGUCAAUGAUCGACUGCGUCAGCAAGGCAUGGACAUUGUCCCAGGCCAUGAGGUGAUCACGUUUGAAAUGGAAAGUACGAGCACAGCACGUCCACCUCCAGUAGCAACCAUUCCCAACGUCGACUUGGAUCCCUGGGCACCAUUUCGCUUUCGGCCGAGUCCCGCGGAUGAGCUCAACUCAAAUGAUUUGAGCAAUGGCGUUGCUGAAGCAUUUGGAUCAGAGACAACAACGACGCGAACUAUUCAACCCACGCCAACGACUCGAGUGGAUAUAUCACCAACUACAGAGAGACCGGCUGUUCGAGCUUGUCGAGAGUUUACGGAACGCCAGGAAGCGAACGCCUUGUCCCCCCACAUUCUGAAUGGCCUUCCCGUCGAAGAUGGCACUUAUCCACAUAUGGCGGCAAUUGCAUACAGUGUAUUUGGCAGGAUUGAUUAUCGCUGCGGUGGAUCGUUGAUUUCAACUCGUCAUGUCCUGACUGCUGCUCAUUGUGUCAACAGUGAGAGCGAUACGCCUGUGCAUGUUCGCUUGGGAACUGUGAAUAUAGAGGAAGUAAAUGACAGCUAUCAGGAUAUUGCCGUAACAAGUAAUAUAAGGAUACAUCCAGAAUAUGUGAGCAGUAGCAAGUACAAUGAUGUUGCCAUACUUGAGCUGGUCGAGGAGGUCAAACUUAGUUUUACUGUAUUCCCGGCGUGCCUGGAAACGAAUCCUGUGGAUCCGCCAGCAGCUGCCAAACUUUUUGUAGCCGGUUGGGGCGUUAUGAAUACGACCAAUCGUCACACCUCGAAGAAGUUGUUGCGUGCCCCGUUGAAUAUUGUGCCGUUGGAUCAGUGCCAGCUGUCCUAUAUGGGUCAACCGACUAGCAGCCGAUUCCUCGAAAAGGGCAUCGUUGAUUCGCUGCUCUGUGCGGCGGACUUAUUACGACAAGCGGCGGACGCCUGCCAGGGCGACUCUGGUGGUCCAUUGGUGUAUGAGCGCGACAUUGUCAACUCCAAGUACACGCUAUUGGGCAUCAUAUCAUCGGGCUUUGGUUGUGCCACCAAAACUCCGGGACUGUACGCACGUGUCGCAUCUUAUUUGGAUUUCAUAGAGAGCGUGGUCUGGCCAAAUAAUGUAGUGUAACUAAGUAUCUAAAUGGAUCUUCAAUGUAUAGCACUAAAUUGUAAGAAAAUCAAUUUUAAAUACAAAGUUCAUAUAUCUUAGGUAAAAUAU
Drosophila innubila is the source of this 2167-nucleotide messenger RNA. Its product is annotated as serine protease persephone-like. NCBI's taxonomy places the organism in Eukaryota, Metazoa, Arthropoda, Insecta, Diptera, Drosophilidae. The record is from RefSeq and is a predicted model, not a curated record. Gene Ontology annotation, biological process: proteolysis. Gene Ontology annotation, molecular function: serine-type endopeptidase activity. The coding region runs from base 200 to 2077 and encodes 625 amino acids. The transcript has 8 exons.